Wickerhamiella sorbophila is the source of this 2274-nucleotide messenger RNA. Its product is annotated as Dihydroxyacetone phosphate acyltransferase. Bases 1 to 2274 code for a protein of 757 amino acids. Lineage: Eukaryota; Fungi; Ascomycota; Dipodascomycetes; Dipodascales; Trichomonascaceae. The transcript has a single exon. The record is from RefSeq and is a predicted model, not a curated record. Gene Ontology annotation, cellular component: mitochondrial membrane.
AUGCCCAAAGAAACGACCAUAGAUCAGGAAGAUGCAGACUUUGAGCUGUUGACCACCGAAGAGGAAGGUGAGGAGCAUGCUGUGUUUGAUUUACUGCGCGAACAGGUCCGGUUCAGACAGGACCCCGUAGAGUUCUUAUCGGCAAUUCAGAAGCACUACUUUGGCACUAAUUGGCGUGCGUACGACAGGUACGUCGGAGCACGCUUGUACUUCACUGGCUGGCGUGACAAAAUGCUCGAGGAGACAAUCAACCGUCCAAUUGUUGAAAACGCCAUGUCGGACCUCGUCCAGAGACGUAUGGACAUGGAGCAGUCGUGGAACCUAAGCCCCGCAGAACGUGAUCAGAGACGCGCUAUUUAUAUCAAUUGUGUCCGCGAUAUGGUCAAAGAUAUUGGAGUUAAGGCAAUGCCUUGGUUCGAAAACCUGGGGACCACCAAGUUCGUCUACUGGGUCGUGGCCCAGACGCUUUCUCGUUGCUAUCACCAGGGCAUGCAUAUUUCUCGGGCAGACAUUAAGCGGGUCAGAGAGACUGCCAAAAGAAUCGAAGCCAAGAAGCAAAGCUUGCUGCUGUUCCCGUGCCAUAAAUCGCACAUCGAUUACAUCUCCCUGGUGUUCACCUGCUUCCGGUUAGGUAUCUCGCUUCCGGCCACAAUUGCUGGUGAUAAUCUCGAUGUCUUUAUUUUGAACCGAUUCCUACGCGAAUGCGGUAGUUUGUACAUCCGAAGAGGUAACUGGUCUGAAGACCCUCUUUACACCGCGUUCUUCCAAGGUGUCAUCGAGACUCUACUCCACGAAGGAGUAAAUUUCCAAUGCUUUAUCGAGGGAACACGCUCUCGUACCGGCAAACUACUUCCGCCAAAGUUUGGUAUUCUUAAAUAUGUGCUCGAAACCAUCCUUAGCGGUGCGGUUGAAGAUGCCUGGGUUUUGCCUAUCUCUACCCAAUACGACAAGGUUGUUGAAGCCGAUACCUAUGCUACUGAACUCUUGGGUCGUGAAAAGAAGUCAGAGUCUUUCACGUCGUUCCUUAAAUCGUCGAACGUCAUGUCGUUGAAGUUGGGCCGAAUCGACAUUCGCUUCGGCGAAAUCUGGUCACUGCGCAGUUUUGUUAUUCAACAGCUUCAGCUUGAGUCGGUUAUUUCAUUCCCUCUACCUCGUCCUGUUUCCCGUGAAAACCGAAUGCAUAUGCUCAAGGCCCUAGGCUACCGUAUUUUGGCAGAUAUCAACCGAGCCUCCGUUGUCAUGCCUUCGGCGUUGGUAGGUACAGCUUUGCUCACAACGUCACAAAGCGGUGUUUCUCAUGAACAGCUCAUUGAUCGUGUUCACUGGCUUAUAGGGCGUGUUUUGGAAGCUGACGGUAAGGUUGGCGCUAUUCGCAAGAAUCCUCGUGAUCUGACCAGAGACGAAAUCAAGGCCCUGGUUGAUAAUGCCAUCAACGUACUGGGUUCCGACUUGGUCAAGGUCGACACUAAGAACCUGCUUGAACCUAUUUACUACCCCAAUGAUGAGUUCAAGCUCAGUUACUAUCGUAACCAAACGAUUUUCUUAUUCAUUGCUGAAGCAAUUACGUCUGUGGCUAUCUUCACCCUUGCCAACACAAAUUACCGUAAGAUUCCUUUCCAAGAGCUUGAGAAGAAGGUGUUUUUCCUGUCAAAGCUUCUUUCGAACGAAUUCGUUUAUGGUACCGAGGGUUUGCAAAGUAACUUGAAAAACACCUUGCACGAGCUUGAGCGGGCCCAUGUCAUCAACUUGAGCGAUGGCGGAGAGUAUAUCAGCGUCAACAUUUCCGAAAUCCACCGGGAUAUCCAGGUGUUUGACUUGUAUUGCUACUUGGUGUGGCCGUUUAUCGACGGGUACUGGUCCACGAUCAUGUCUCUGUUCAUCUUACCUCCAAAUGGACAGGUACCUGAAAAGGGAUUUUUCAAGAUCGCUCAAUCGGUUGCUCGCACUCUUUAUGCCCAGGGCGAGCUCGCCCAUUCCGAAGCCCUUAAUCAGGAGAUGAUCAAGUUCGCUGUCCAGUCGUACAUUGCCCAGGGCAUUGUUGUAAAAUCCACCUCCGCUACUGGCGUGCCAUGUCUGUCUCUGGCCCAGCACUACCAGCCCCGGGUGGCUGCCGAUGGCAGCGUGUUGCUCGAGGGACCCUUGUACGACAUUGCAGAAGAGCUGGCCAUGUCGCGUAACAAGCGACUGAGAGUGAAUCUCACUCAUCAGAUCACCCAGCGCACAAUUGACCUGUGCGCUCCUCACGCCGCUGAGUUAUCACUUCCUCGUCUGUAA